This is a messenger RNA of Micromonas commoda, 993 nucleotides long. RefSeq lists its product with no specific name. The record is from RefSeq and is a predicted model, not a curated record. The annotation marks the transcript as partial. The transcript is spliced from 4 exons. NCBI's taxonomy places the organism in Eukaryota, Viridiplantae, Chlorophyta, Mamiellophyceae, Mamiellales, Mamiellaceae.
GGAGAAGCUGUAGAGAGAAUCAGAAAUGGCAGGGGCAUUCAUCAAUGUUCCAACGGAGAUAUCUAUGAUGGGGAGUGGAAAGACGACAAGCGCCACGGAAGGGGCCUCCUCAGAUACGUCAGCGGUCUGGAGUACAACGGCCAGUGGGUGGUUGACAAGGCCGAAGGUCAUGGCGUGUGCAUGUACGUCAACGGGGACAAGUACGAAGGCGAAUGGAAGCAAGAUCUACGCUGGGGCUGGGGAAAGCAAAUUUUCACCGAUGGGGAUAUGUACGAAGGUGAAUGGAAGAACAAUGCCAUGGAUGGCAGUGGUCGAUACACGUAUGCGGAUAACAGCUACUUCCAGGGAAAGUUUUCGGAAGGUGUGCAAGUGUCCGGCAAAUACUCAUCUGCAGACGGAUCUCUAGAGUAUGACGGGCAAUGGAAAGGUGACAUGCGCCACGGACAGGGAACAUUUCAUCUGUCAGGCGCUUACAAGUACACGGGCUCAUGGUUCGAAAAUGCCCGCCAUGGACAAGGAAAGUGCGUCUACUUUGAUGGUGCUUUGUACGACGGCGAGUGGCAAAGUGACGAGAGGCACGGAACUGGAAGGUAUAAGGAUGCCGAUGAAGAAUUUGAAGGGAUGUGGAAGCAUGAUGUGAAAGAGGGAUACGGCACCUCAAAAUCCAUAUCUGGUGGCCGCUAUCAAGGGCAGUGGAAACAAGGAGCUGAAGAUGGCAACGGCAAGCGAUUGUAUCCUGACGGAUCCGUAUAUGAGGGUCAGUGGACCAACGGAAAACGAUGCGGGAAGGGUAAAUUCACGGAUGCAUCGACAAAAGAAGUUUACAAUGUAUAUGGAACCAAAUUCAGGGGUGAAUGGGAAGACGAUUGUUGGCUUCAGAGCACUGCAGAUCCAACAUUCACAAAGGUGCAUGGUCCAGGACUUAGUAGGGGAAUCGCCGGCGAACCAAGUGUAUUUGUGAUUGAAGCUCGCGAUGAGCUCAAAAACAAGUAA